Pestalotiopsis fici W106-1 is the source of this 1734-nucleotide messenger RNA. RefSeq lists its product as uncharacterized. The transcript has a single exon. Gene Ontology annotation, molecular function: mRNA binding. NCBI's taxonomy places the organism in Eukaryota, Fungi, Ascomycota, Sordariomycetes, Amphisphaeriales, Sporocadaceae. The record is from RefSeq and is a predicted model, not a curated record. Bases 1 to 1734 code for a protein of 577 amino acids.
AUGACCCAGGAUCAAGGGCCGCAAGGUGCUGCCUCCUCACUCAACUUGUCGCGACCUCCAUUUGCGCCUCUGAUCUCGAAUCGCACAAGCCCGUUCGCGCCCGCCAGUGCGAACCAGGCCAUUACCGCAACGUCUACGCACCCGACCACAACCACGUCUCCAGCCAAGUCCGCCAUGGCCACCUCCUUCAUGUCACCGCCACCGUCCUUCAAGAACGGGUCAUUUUCGAUGUAUCCUUGCCCGCCGAUUAUGGGCAGCAGCCCCUUCGAUCGCGAUGCUUCCAUGCAGCCUGUCGGAACGCCAUCACAGGUAUCGACCGUUCUAAUCCGCCGACUUCCACUGGAGAUAACAGAAAAGGAAGUCGAGCUCAUGCUUUUUAUGGCGCAAGAUUCCUUCGAGGUUCAGCUGCUGCCACCUGAACAGUCUGCCGAUCCUGGCUUUUGCACGGCGACCGCCAAGUUCAGGUCGCCCGCCAGCGCGCAGAAAGCCAAGGAAUUGUUGCACGGCAAAGCCGUCGGCUCGGCUGAUUUGAUCGUCGAUGUACUAAGCGGAAGCCCACCAUCGUCUAGACGGAACCACAACGAGCCCUCUGGUUCCAAGGCCUCGAGCAACGCAUCGUCUACGAACUCUUCUGGGCAAUCAGCGCGAUUCAACGGCAGCUUCACCAUGCAAGCCAUGGACAAGAUCUCACCAUCAAUGGGCAAACUCUACGGGUCCGCGGAGUUGCCCAAUCCUGCGGCAGAUGAGCAUUUUCAAACCCUCUUCUCACCGCAGUCGCCGAUUGGGAACCACCUGACCGAGCGCGCGCGCAUGUCGAGUAGAGAUAUUAUCAACCAGGACGUUGGUGACGAUGAAGCCGAAGACCUUCUCAACAAUCUGAUUCGGAAUCCUGACAACGUACAUUCCCAGGGCCGACGCGCGACUGCACCUCAGCUACCAGUCAACCGAUUAGCGAGUCUAUCGCUAAACACAAAUCCUGUAGGGCAGCCAUCGAUUCCACAGUACGGACAUCCCCAUGCCAACAAUAUCACUCCCUUGUCGGCUCAUGGGAACACAAUGUCCCCAACCGUUAUGGGAAAUGCAAGUUUUCCAUCAACAGGCCCUUCAUACCCGCCACGCCAGAACUACCCGCCUGUCAAUCCUGCGGAUCAGAACCCGCCCUGCAAUACCCUCUAUGUGGGUAAUUUGCCCAUUGAUACGUCUGAGGAAGAGCUGAAGGCCAUGUUCUCCAAGCAGCGUGGCUACAAGCGACUAUGCUUUCGAACCAAGCAGAACGGCCCGAUGUGCUUUGUUGAAUUCGAGGAUAUCUCAUUCGCGACCAAGGCACUCCACGAGCUCUAUGGUCAACUUUUGCACAAUAGCGUCAAGGGAGGUAUUCGUUUGAGCUUCUCCAAGAACCCACUGGGCGUCCGUUCAGGGCCAGGGCAAGGGGGUGCUCCUCCCAUGAAUGGACUGAACAAUAUGAUGGCGAAUGCCGCCAGUGGUUUCACCACAGUCAAUGGUCCCCCGCCAGGCUUGCCAGGCCCGGCAGGUCUGGGCCGCAUGGGCUAUGGCACAACUUCUUCCAUGGCUAACGGACAUGGCUCAGCCUAUUCUACCACAUCAUACUCUUCAGGCAUGAGCAAUGGAUGGUCCAACGGAGGCUACCCCGGGCCCCUGUCAACUGGUGGCACAUCAUCGCCUUUACCAAGUGGUGCCUCGUCAGGGUUCGCAUCCUACAUGAUGGGGAAAUGA